Molecule: messenger RNA, 5145 nt
Organism: Ceratina calcarata
Lineage: Eukaryota; Metazoa; Arthropoda; Insecta; Hymenoptera; Apidae
Product: monocarboxylate transporter 3
Exons: 12
Coding region: 844-2985 (713 amino acids)
Biological process (GO): monocarboxylic acid transport; transmembrane transport
Molecular function (GO): monocarboxylic acid transmembrane transporter activity
Source: RefSeq, a predicted model, not a curated record
GGCCAAUUUAUGUUCUAACACAUGACAUUCCUUUCCAAAGUACGGAAGAAGUGCUGUAUCAUUCGAGAUUCUUUCACGUAUACAGGAUGUGCCAGAGAAAGUGUCAGAGCCGGGAGGUGAUUCUGCAAGUCUUUUUGAACAACAAUUUCCUUUGCCAAAAUGCAAAGUGAGGCAUGGUUUUUGAAUUAUUAACGAAAAACACUGACUAAUAAGAGCGCGUGUAAGGCCCGCACUAUGCAACGUCCGAGCGUCACGAUCCGAGCCAACCCGUGGCUGAACGCGGGCCUUACGCGUCUCUCAUUGCUCAGUGGUUUUCGUUAAUAAUUCAAAAACCAUGGCUCACUUUGCAUUUUACCAAAUGAAAUUAUUAUUCAGAAACAUCUCCAAAAUCACCCCUUUUCGGCUCUAACACUUUUUCUGGGACACUCUGUAGGUCUAAGUUUCGGCGCGUUCAUUUAAUCUUUAAAACGAAGUAACAGAACUGGUAUAACUCGUGUUAACUAUCCGCGAGAGAUGAUCUACUCGGGAUGAUCUCGUUACAUUUCCACCGCUCUUCUGCGACGUGCGUACGAACGAAAUGGGAAUUCGUCGCGACGAUAGGCGUAUAUUCUUGGCGCGACCUACCUUAAGUAAACUUGCACUUUCGAUUCUAAGCACCGAGCGGUGCAGCAGGAGGGGACGAAGCACAGGAAAUCGAGCAGAAGUCCGUCUUUCAGUCGCGCGAGAAUUGCAAGUGGCUCGUUGUUUUACCGCGAUUCUCUUGUGCUCUCUUUCAAUUAGGUUUAACAGUUCACUACCGCGAAUCCUACACCCUCCGUCGCUUUUUUCCUUCGCGAAUUCUUCAUGGCGUUCGUCCCUUCGGUCUGUUCCCUUCUUCUUCAGGUGAAGCGGACAACAAGCUGCGAACUGUUCGACUGUGACAUCGAUGCAUUCUUGGUGACGAUCAUGACGCAUACUCAACCGUGGAUGACGAUGGCGUCGAUGGGGAAUAAGACAGACGAUCAAGCCGCGAAGGCACCGAUACAAAAUGGGACCGGUCCCAAGAACGAGGAGCAGCUGCAACUCGAAGACGUUCAAGACAAUAAUAACGAAAGCAUCGAGGUGGAGAUGGUGGUACCUCCUGAUGGUGGAUGGGGUUGGGUGAUCGUCGCGGCUUCUUUUAUGUGCAACCUAUUCGUCGAUGGCAUAAUCUUCAGCUUCGGUGUCUUUCUGAACGACAUUUCCGAGGGCUUCGGCGUGUCUAAAGCGAGAGUAGCUCUGGUCGGCUCGUUGCAAUCCGGAUUCUAUCUUAUGGCUGGUCCAUUCGUCUCAGCUUUGGCCAACAGGUACGGUUUCCGGCUUGUCGCGAUUCUCGGAAGCGUGAUAAGUUGUGGCGCUUUCGUUCUUUCGUACUUCAGCACUUCCAUCGAGUUCCUCUACAUAUCCUACGGCGUGCUCGGAGGUAUCGGUGCGGGCCUGAUUUACGUGCCGGCUGUGAUAACUACCGGAUUUUAUUUUGAAAGAUGGCGAGCGCUAGCAACCGGGAUCGCCGUUUGCGGGUCCGGGAUCGGCGCCUUCAUGCUGGCGCCAAUCUCAGACUUGCUGAUCAAACAAUUCGGUUGGAGAGGCGCGUUGCUCUUCCAAGCAGGGAUGCUGUUAAACUGCGCUAUUUUCGGCGCUAUGUUCCGUCCAUUGAAACCGACACUGAUUAAAAUGAAGCCCAAUCUGGAGAACGGAGGUUUGGAAGUGAAGAGCAAUUUAAUGGCUACGGGAGUGUCGACGGCCUCGUUGCACUGCGUCGUGCAGCCCGGAAGGAGCGGUUUCUUCGGGACCAACAAUAAUACCGAGUACCCCACGGCCGCCGAGAUACUUGGAAGCAUCCCCAACAUAGUAAACGUCUCCAAGUCCUUGCAUUCCCUUCAUAAGGACAACGUGGAACUGCAGACUAUGGAGAGAAAGCUGAGCAGUUCCGAAAAGCGGUUGUCCGUCCCGAUCUAUUCGGAUUUGGACGUGAACGUCGAUGAGAAGACCGUUGAGGAGGAGAACAAUCUCCUCGGCGGAGACGUCGAGCGAUUGAAUGGCAAAGUGCCCACGAUUCGCCGACACACGAUCAGCGGUCGGCGAAUGCGCGCCGAUUCGGACUGCAGCCAAAAAUCGCUGAAAAUGGGCAACAGGCGGAAUCCCUUCAGCAAAGAUCCGCAGCGGCCUUUUUAUAGGGACGAUAUAUUUUACGGAGGUUCCCUGAACAGGCUGCCGCAUUACAGGUCGCAGCAAUCGUCCGUUGGCUAUCACAUGUCCGUCACACGUUUGCCCACCGCGACAGACGUAGCCGAAGAAGAAAGCGGAAGCUGUUACCUCUGUCCAGAGAGCGUCCGCCGAAUUCUCACUACAAUGCUCGAUUUGAGUCUUCUCAAGAGUCCUUCCUUCCUGAUCCUAGCCAUUUCCGGUGGACUGACGAUGAUGGGCUUCUACACACCCUUCAUGUACGUCUCAGAUCGAGCCCAGUUGGCAGGCGUCGAGGCCUCCACUGCCAUGUUCCUCGUCUCUGUGAUCGGUAUCGGGAAUACCAUAGGUCGUGUCGUGUGCGGAGUGGCCAGCAGCUUGCCAGGAGUUAACGCUUUGGUCGUCAACAACAUAUUCAUCAGCGCCGGCGGACUCUUGACCAUAUUCUCCGGGCUGUCGCUCUCCCAAGGCUUUCAAUUCUUUUACGCCGCUAGUUUCGGGCUCAGUAUAUCCGUCUUCGCCUCAUUGAGAUCGAUCCUCGUGGUGGACCUUCUGAGCUUGGAGAAACUGACCAACGCUUUCGGAUUGCUUCUUCUGUUUCAAGGCGUGGCGGCAGCUAUAGGUGCGCCCAUCGCAGGCGCCUUCAUGGACGCGACCGGAAGCUACGACGCGUCGUUCUACCUGUCCGGUAGCCUGAUCCUGGUGUCAGCGGUGAUCUGUUAUCCCUUGAAGAGGAUCAAUACGUGGGAGACAAAGAAGAGCGGCGAUCCGUCGAAAUCUUGAUCGGCACCGAACGGGACGUAAUGUGUCUGUACAUAUUAAAUGCUUCGAUAAUUUAUAAACACGAUAUAUCCGGCGAUACCGGAAAAGAAGGCUGAUCAGGUGUCCUAGCGUUGAAUUUAUAAAUGAAAAGUCGGCGAGUGCGCGGACUUAAGUAAGAAGUGGGAAUACCGUCCAGGUGAAUCUUCGAUCUCCGCCAAUGCGACGGGUCGGGUUUUACUCGUUCUCAGAGAAUCUGUGCGGUAACUUCUCUGACGAAGCUCAAAACUACGUUCCAGCGGAUUCAAGAUAAAACUUAGCAUUCCCAUAAAACGUGGUCCGUGCCUCGGUUCGUACCUGGGGCAGCGUUCGCACCUUCCCGGUCGUUUCGCGCUGUUUUAAUCACCGACGUGCCUCUCACCGCAGGGACAAGACGCGGGGACACGUUCUCGCCUACGUGCCUCGCGUUUCGCUAGAGAUUUUACUCGGCUCAGACGGUUCACUUCCCGGGAGUCCUUUAUUCGUUGCCACCAGUUUGCUGUAUAAACGUUACUUCUACCUAUCUAUAGUGAUUUGAUUUCAUCUCGAUCUGAAUACGUCGAUCUAUUUUUGCUACGCCUCUAUACGCCACCAACUGCAUAUACUAUUUUACUGUAAACGGCGCAGACGUAUUACCGCGGAAUAGAACGCAAAAAGGAUUGUAAAUAAGAUGCAAAACUAUGCGAGGCAUUCGAAGCGAAUUGUACUAUACGCGUACCAUUCAAUGGGUAAAGCAAUGUUCUAUUUAUAAGUUCACCUCUUUUUUAUUGUAUUUAUGAGAACGUGGAUAUUCCGAGUUAAAUAGUUAUGCUUCCUGAACCCGUUCAGGCGCGCGCGACGGGGCAGGGGGAUGUUCCGGAAGGGAGGUGCGAAAGUUCGCUCGAAUUUGAACCGAUCGAUUGCAAACUCGAGCUUCCGGGAUAUCUCGGCAGCGUGUUUCCAUAAUGAAUAAAGCGGCACACGAGCAGUACGUAUGCGCGCAGAGCUCUUUCGCUCUACUGUGAUACGUGAAACGAGAUAUUAUUCAUCUGAUGGGUUCUAUAAAAUAAAAUAUAAGACAGAGGAAUGAUCGUAAUUAUGAUGAUAAUCGCUGUAUGAAUAUGAAUGAAAAUAUUUUAUGAAACGCGUGAUAUAAUUUACUAUGCGAAGAAAUAUGUGAUCGUGCAUGCCAUACGUUAGUUCUCAAUACAUGUGGUUAAUAUCUCGCGACACGUAUCGUUGUGUGAAAGUCUUGCGACUAAGGUGUGUGUACUUGCAUAAAUGAGUACACGUAACCUCGUGGAUCCGUUCCGGUAGAGUGCUAUAUUUAUAGCAUUAAUUAAGUGUUAAACCGCCAACCUUUAAGGGUUGAGGAUUUACUCAAAACAAACAAAUAUAAAAACCGUUCCUAUCGUUCCUGAUACUUUUCCUCUGUCUCGAUUUAUUUAAACUCGAACGCGCGAUUAGUUUAAAUCGAAUUCCUGUUUCCUCAAUUCCCAGAAUAGCAAUUGUUUCGAAGAACGUAUAAGAAGAAUAAAGUUGUAUUGAAAAUAGUGGAAUUUUGUUGUGACGAAGAGAAAAAGAUUAAACCGCAGUUUGGCUUAUGCGAAAUAUAUUCCAUAUUAUGGAAAAUAUUUUGGAAUUUCAAGGAAGGAAAGUUUUCUGUCAAAACAGAAUAAGCGUAAUGUUAUCAAUAUUUCACUCCGUCCUAGGAGAAAUAACCAUCACGGUACAUUCUUAUCUCUGAAUUCAGAAAAAUUCAGGACAAGUUAUUAUCAAUUAUGUACACUGGAUUAAGACACAGAAGAAAAUCAUACGAAAAAGAUAAAAAAAUAAUGGAAAUAUGUAUAUUUUUUAUUUGACAUUUCUAUUCCUGAUUCUUGACUGUAAAGCUUUCACUCCAUGAGUCUCAAUGCAUCAAUUAUGAGGCGACCAGUGCCAAAAUGAGAGUACAUAAUAGUUUGUAUCCACGUCGUUAAUUUCGAAUCGGACAAGUCUCGUAAAUGAAAUUUACGAGCUCGUUUACAAACGACGUUUCCGUGGAACUCGUGUCGGCGGGCUGCUCGCCACGUGGCACGGGCGUUCCUCAAUGAAUGCGAUACGCGACGUCGUUACACAAACAUGUAAAUGCAUAAUUAAAUAUUAAAAGUAUCAGACGAAAAAGGA